This is a messenger RNA of Ipomoea triloba (trilobed morning glory), 1479 nucleotides long. RefSeq lists its product as uncharacterized. NCBI's taxonomy places the organism in Eukaryota, Viridiplantae, Streptophyta, Magnoliopsida, Solanales, Convolvulaceae. The transcript has a single exon. The coding region runs from base 1 to 1479 and encodes 492 amino acids. The record is from RefSeq and is a predicted model, not a curated record.
AUGCCAAAUCAAGGAUUCCAAGCCCCGACUACUCAACCAAGGCAAUCUUCAGAAAAUUCACCUCCACCAAAUUGGGAAGCCAUGAUGGAAAUGAUGUUUAAAUCUCAAAUGAAGAGUGACGAGAGGUUUAGGCAAUUGACAGAGAAGUUGGAUCAAUUGGGUGCUCAUAACAAAAUGUUGGAAAGACAAAUUGCAAACCAAGCUUCUACUUCUAGUACUCAAGUCACAGGUAAGUUGCCCGCUUACCCUGAAAAUCCAAGGGAACAUGUCAAUGCCAUUAUAACAAGAAGUGGAAAGGAACUUGAGGAACCAUCUUUCCAAAUUGAAAAGCCAAUGCCAAGAGGAAGGAGUAAUGGAGAAAUUGAAGAAGAAGUUGAAAAAGAGGAAGCUACCCCUCCCACUUCUAUCCCAAAUCAACGAGUUCAUAACAAAGAUGAUGGAGUGAAGCCGGAGAGGAAAUAUGUACCACCUUUGCCAUUUCCUCAAAAAUUUCAAUGUCAAGCCAAAGAGAGUAGAUGGAAGAAAUUCUUGAAUUUGGUUGAAAAUUUGAAUGUGUCUAUCCCUUUGCUUGAUUUACUCACUCAAGUGCCUUCUUACGGCAAGUUUUUAAGGGAGAUUCUCUCGAGAAAAAGAAAACUUGGUACUCAAGAGAUGAUUGCUAUGACACAAGAGUACCGGACCCUAAUACAUGAUGAAGGAAAGUUUCCUACCAAGCUAAGGGAUCCCGGGAGUUUCACUAUCCCAUGUGUCAUUGGAGGGUUCACCAUAAAUAGAUCACUUUGUGAUCUAGGAGCAGGUGUUAAUGUAAUGCCUCUAUCUCUUUGCAAAAGGUUAAAUUUGGGAGAGCCAAAGCCGGUUCAACUCACACUUGAAUUUGCCGAUCGGUCAACCAAAAGCCCUAUUGGAAUACUUGAGGAUGUCCCGGUUCGAGUGGAUAAAUAUUUUGUGCCUUGUGAUUUUGUUGUUAUGGAUAUUAGAGAAGAUCCGUAUAUUCCAAUCAUAUUAGGGCGGCCUUUCUUGGCUACAACUGGAGCUAUAAUUGAUGCAAGGAAGGGAUCAAUAAUUUUUGACUUUGGAGAAGAGAAAGUAGCAUUUAAUGUUUUUGAUGAGCCUAAAUCUCCUUUUGUUGAAAAAUGUUAUCGGGUUGAUGAGGUUGGUAACAAGAGAUUGGAGAAGGGUGAAGAGUUUGAUGCUCUUGAUGAGAGAACUUUUGAUGAGCAUAAAAAGUUUAAAAAAAUUUUACAUGAGGAAGUUGGUGAUGUUGCACUUUUGGAGAAAGAAUCUAAGGUGAGAAAAAUUGAAGAAUAUGAAUUUUUGUUUGAAGAUGGAGGCCAAGUUCUACAAAAUAAGGGUAAAGAUUGGGCAAACAAUUCUAAAUUGAAGGCAUUGAUAGAAGAAUACCCUAUGGCUUUCAAGAGUUUUGUUGAGCGCUUCAUCGAGGCUAGGAAUUGGAAAUGCCUCGAAAAUCAUCCAGGAUGA